GCCAUGGAUUUAGUUCUAAACUAACCUUAGUUUUGAUUCUUUUCUAGAAUUACAAGUCAUUCGCGUAUUUGGGUUGUAAUUUUGUAAUGGAAGGAUUAGAAGCAAUUUUAAGUGAAAAAGAUGAAGGCAGUCCUGCCGAACACAAACAAACGUUGCAAGACCUGGAUGUUGAGGAUCUGUAUACGAAAUACAAGAAACUGCAGCAGUUGCUCGAGUUUUUAGAGGUGCAAGAGGAGUACAUCAAGGAUGAGCAACGUAAUCUGAAGAAGGAAUAUUUGCACGCUCAGGAAGAAGUGAAGCGUAUUCAAUCUGUACCGCUUGUCAUCGGUCAGUUUCUGGAAGCUGUCGAUCAGAACACAGGUAUUGUUGGUUCAACAACUGGCUCAAAUUACUACGUGAGAAUACUGUCGACAAUUGAUCGCGAACUGUUGAAACCUUCUGCGAGUGUUGCAUUACAUAAACAUAGUAAUGCUCUUGUUGACGUGUUACCUCCAGAAGCAGACUCUUCGAUUAGCAUGCUGCAAGCCGAUGAGAAACCGGAUGUACAGUACAGCGAUAUCGGUGGUAUGGAUAUGCAGAAGCAGGAGAUAAGGGAAGCGGUCGAACUUCCUCUAACUCACUUUGAGUUAUACAAACAAAUUGGCAUCGAUCCCCCUCGAGGUGUCUUAAUGUACGGACCACCAGGGUGUGGGAAAACUAUGCUUGCGAAAGCUGUUGCUCAUCAUACUACCGCCGCCUUCAUACGUGUCGUUGGUUCCGAGUUUGUACAAAAAUACCUAGGUGAGGGGCCUCGUAUGGUACGAGACGUGUUCCGUCUGGCCAAGGAAAAUGCGCCUGCGAUUAUAUUCAUCGAUGAAAUUGACGCAAUCGCCACCAAACGUUUUGAUGCGCAAACUGGAGCAGAUCGUGAAGUUCAGCGAAUUCUAUUGGAACUGUUAAAUCAAAUGGAUGGAUUUGAUCAAACCACAAAUGUUAAAGUCAUUAUGGCUACCAAUCGUGCAGAUACCCUGGAUCCUGCAUUGUUACGUCCUGGUAGAUUAGAUAGAAAAAUUGAAUUCCCUUUGCCAGAUCGUCGCCAAAAACGGUUAAUUUUUAGCACAAUUACAACAAACAUGAAUUUAUCUGAAGAGGUCGACUUGGAAGAUUAUGUAGCUCGUCCUGAUAGAAUUUCUGGUGCCGACAUAAACGCCAUUUGUCAAGAAGCAGGGAUGCAUGCAGUUCGUGAGAAUCGCUACAUAGUUCUCCCAAAAGAUUUCGAGAAGGGUUACAAGAACAACAUUAAAAAGGAUGAAAGUGAACAUGAAUUUUAUAAAUAAAGAUGUAUAAAUUAUGAUUCGUAUAAAAUUGGUAUUAAACUUUGUGUAAUUGCA
Molecule: messenger RNA, 1370 nt
Organism: Photinus pyralis (common eastern firefly)
Lineage: Eukaryota; Metazoa; Arthropoda; Insecta; Coleoptera; Lampyridae
Product: 26S proteasome regulatory subunit 6B
Exons: 4
Coding region: 87-1316 (409 amino acids)
Biological process (GO): proteasome-mediated ubiquitin-dependent protein catabolic process
Cellular component (GO): proteasome regulatory particle, base subcomplex
Molecular function (GO): ATP binding; ATP hydrolysis activity; proteasome-activating activity
Source: RefSeq, a predicted model, not a curated record